Molecule: messenger RNA, 1160 nt
Organism: Saccoglossus kowalevskii
Lineage: Eukaryota; Metazoa; Hemichordata; Enteropneusta; Harrimaniidae
Product: small acidic protein-like
Source: RefSeq, a predicted model, not a curated record
CCGGAAGUAAUCGGUUUUCAGCGUGGGGUCCUUUGCAGUGUUUGAUACUGUCAUAUUUUCAGCGUAAAAUUGCAAUAUUGUUGUGAAUUGAUUCCCGUUAAUAGUGGCUGGGAUAACGAAUAAUGAGUUCAGGCGAAGAAAGUCGAGGUCAAAAGCGAUCAGUUGAUGGAACAGAGGAUGUGCACUCUGCCAACAGUUGGGAAACUGCUAAUCUUGGCGAUGACCAAAGAAGACAAAAAUUUCUCAGACUUAUGGGUGCAAGCAAGAAAGAACACCAUGGUAGAUUUAAAAUAGGUGAACAGCAAGUGCACCAUGCUAGAUCAGGUGACGAGGAAAAGAAAAUUGAAGAGGAAUUAGAAUCUCAGUUUCAGCAUUCAUUAGAUGAAAAACUGGCAGGUAGAAGUCGCAGACAUGUAGGCUUGGGGUUUAAAGAAGAAGAAGCAGAAGAAGUAGUGACUAGGCCUGAAAGGAAAGGGAAUGGCAAACCAAAUCCACAGAAAAAAGAUGAAGUUAAGGAUAAAGAUGGAGGAGACGAGAAAGAAAAAGAUGACAGAGACAACAUAAAAGAGGGGAAGAAAAGAGAACAGAAAAAGCCUGAAAAAUUAGAAGAGAGCUCGGAAUGUGAUGCUAAAAAUACUGAAAAUGUAGGAAAUAAGGAUUCUUUGAAAAGCAAAGAUAGUGAAAUGGAUGAAAAAGUGUCAUCAUCAACUAAUUAAAAUAAUUUUAAGCUGGUGGAAAAAGGAGAUUGCAAUUUAUUUGAAGAUGUAUUGAGAUUUGUUAGAAGUAUUGUGCAUUAAUGGAUCCGAUUCUGUUCAGAGAGUGAUUGCGUAACAUUUUGGUAAUAUGUUCAAUUCACUUUUACACAGGCCUCUAGUCUCAAACAGGAAUGAUUUGCAACUGUAAAAUUGAUUUUCGUCAUGUGAUGGAAUGAGAGUUGGCUUGCAGCAGAUGACUGGUUUGUAACUUGUAUGUGAUCAGGAUCUUGCAGAAAACAUGUACUGACAACGUUGGAUGACUAAUGUGCCUGUAACUAGUAUGAUGUGUUUACUGCAGAGUCAACAUGUGCACAUUUCAACUUUUGAUUUGUUACUCCUAGUUCCUAUCACAUUUUUUUUAAAUAUUUGAUUUUUUUUUCCAAAUAAAUAAACUGAAGGACGAAA